Molecule: messenger RNA, 972 nt
Organism: Monoraphidium neglectum
Lineage: Eukaryota; Viridiplantae; Chlorophyta; Chlorophyceae; Sphaeropleales; Selenastraceae
Exons: 3
Coding region: 1-972 (323 amino acids)
Molecular function (GO): protein binding
Source: RefSeq, a predicted model, not a curated record
AUGGAGGCUGAGGCAGCCGCCCUCGACGACGAGUGGGAGGCGGAGAGGCGUGGGCAGCUCCUCAUCAAGGCGGCGUGGCCCGCCUCCCUAUCGUCGAGCAGCAAAAGCCCCACCUCCACCUCGGCUGCGGCCUCAGAGCUGAGGGCCCAUUUGGAGGCGGUGCUUGAUGCGGACCGCUCCGGGGACGAGCUGCUGCUGUCCAUCACCGCGCAGCAUUGCACCCGGUGCGCGGUCAACGUGGUCAACGGCGCUGAGGACGGCGCCAUCGCCUUCGGCCAGGGUAUCCACGGCCUGCUGGAGCUGGCGGCGUCCACGCUCUGCUCCCUGGCGCAGCGCCCCGCCGCGCACGAGCCGCUGCUGACCUCCGGCGCCCUCCCCGCCCUGGUCUCGCUCCUCGCGCCCUCCCACACCCGGCCCGCCGUUGCCCACGCCGCCGCCGCGCUCGGCGCGCUCGCCGCCGACGCCGCCUGCCGGCGCGCGCUGCGUGCCACGGGCGGCGUCGGGGCGCUGGUGCGGCUGCUGCGGCCGGACGCGCCGGGCACGAUGCAGGCCGCGGCGGCGGGCGCGCUGUGCCUGCUGGCCGCGAAGGACCCUGUGGUGCAGGACUCAGUGCGCUACCUGGGCGGCAUAGAGCUGCUCGUCGACAUGCUGGCCGCCCCCAAGACCUGCGUCGCCAAGACGGCGCGCUACUGCCUUGCGGCGCUGAAGCACGGCAACGCGCGCAACGAAGAGGAGGUGAUGGCGGCGGUCGCGGCUUCCCCUGGCCUGGCCAAGGACUUUGGGCGGCUGCGGGACGCGCUCGAUGUUCUGCAGCGUGGCAGCCCAGGCAGCGGCGACCGGGAGGGGAGGCGCGGCGGCGCGGCGCGGGGCGGGGAGGCGGCGCGCGGGGCGCGGGCGCGGCUGAGGCGGGCGGUGGCAGAGCUGGAGGAGGAGGAGGCUGCGGCUGCUGAGGAGGAGGAGCUUGCGAGGUAG